UAAAAUAAACGAGCUGCCACAAGUCUCUAUAAUCACACAACAUUAUCAUCAUGGAGAGAGACAUGUUCCAGCGCUAUCUGAAAGAGCUAGCUGAGCAACUUGGCCCCUCCGACCUCCUAGAGCUGCCCGGCAUAUUGAUUAGACGCGGACUCCUUCCCAAUCAUCAUAUCUCGGUAACAGGAAAGGGUCCCUCCAUAUCAGAGCUUGUAACUUCAUUUGAGGUCCUUUUCCUCUACCUUUCCGAGCAAUCACUCAUCUCCUGUCAUGAUAUAACUCUUUUAAAGGACAUACUAGACGAUUUAUCCAAGCCAUAUCUUCUCUAUCCUUUCUAUGAAGCAUGCAUUGGGAAAAGACAAUUGUCAUCCAAUGGAAGCAGCAUCACAGCCAUAAGCAAUGUAGCACCCAGUAAGAAAAAAACUCAGGAAGAUUUUGCUCUACUCCUCCUACAAAUCGGAAACCGACUGUCAUCAGAAAAUGUCCGAACCCUAUGCUACCUUCUCCAGGACCUCCUGUCUCGUUUCAAAGCAGCUAUAAUUCAAGACGGAGUCGAGGUAUUACAAUACGUGAAGCAAAGGCACUUCAUCACUCCAGCCCAGCCAUGCUUCCUUUUAACUCUUCUCAGAGACAUCGACAGGGAGGACCUGUGUCACAUUGUCGAGGAAUACAAAAUGACUUACUUGGAUCAAACAACUCCCCCUCUUCACUCAAGCACCGAGACCAUCGACAUCAGGUCACCUCAAGCUUGCUGCUCUUUCUUCUCUGCCAGAGCUUACUUCAAGAGCAAGAAACAAGAGGACGAGGGUAAUAGUUACACGUGGACCAGAAGAGAAUAUCGUUUUAGGCUCGCCAUAAAGAAGCUAGCUGACAAGCUUUGUCCUCGGGACCUUGCAAGCAUGAAGCUUUUAGCUCAAAGCUUCAUACCUCCAGCUGAAUUGGACAAGAUUGAAACAAUAAUAGAUUUAUUUUGGCUACUGGAAGAUCAUGGGAGGCUCUCGAUAGAUAACCUGUAUAUACUAGAGGAGCUUCUAGACGAGAAAAACCAUCUACUUAAUUCAAUUUAUUUGGAGCUAUCGUCUGGUUCUUCACAGCCUAGCAGUCGGGAAAACUCGCUCACCAGAAGAAAGAAACACAAAGUGGUUCCUAGAGACGAAACCAAAUCCGAGACAAAGAUUGAGAACUCUUUUCAAAAGAUGCUCAAAUGCAUUGGCUCUGGUCUCACCCAAAAAGAAACAAAACACUUGAAAGUAUUGGAUACAGCCCACGAGGAGACUAGCAUUAAAACGGGGAUCGAGCUAAUGUACCACUGGAAGAAAGUCAGGGUAAUCACAGAGAGAAAUCUCGACCUCCUACGAAAAGGCUUAUACGCUAUAGGAAGACAGGACCUGUGCCAACACAUCAGUGAGUACCACUCAGCUGUCCAGUUAGCAGAACCUAAUCCUUGUCUACCUAUAGAAGAAACUGUAACUGAUGGUUCUCACAACGUCACACAGACCUGCCAAAAGGAAAGAGAGAACUCACCAAUAGCUGGCCUCCAAUGCACAGAGAAUUACAAAGAAACAGAUAUGAAGGUUGACUUCACGAAAGAAGAGCUGACCAUUCAGCUCCAAAAAAAGGAUAGACUGAUAGAGAUACUCAAGGAGAAGCUAGGAGAGCAGGAGACUGCCUUACAACAGAAAGACCAUGACAAUAAGCAGUUGGAGCAUCAGAAUCACAGGCUGCUACUACACAACCACGAACUGACUGUAGAAGUUGCAAAACUUGAGAAGCAACUCGAUACCAAUCUGCUAGCUACAAAUGCAUCAAAGAACGGGAUAUUCCUUAGCACACCAGUCUGACCAUAGAUAUAUCUAUGUUUUAACAUUCAAUAUGCAUAACUCUAUUACAAUUUACACUCAAUUUCUUUCCUGUCAUUAUUAUUGUUAUUUAAUUUUUAAAAAUACUUCUAUUGUAAA
Molecule: messenger RNA, 1952 nt
Organism: Amphimedon queenslandica
Lineage: Eukaryota; Metazoa; Porifera; Demospongiae; Haplosclerida; Niphatidae
Exons: 2
Coding region: 51-1835 (594 amino acids)
Biological process (GO): regulation of apoptotic process
Molecular function (GO): protein binding
Source: RefSeq, a predicted model, not a curated record